AGGACCGGAGGACCGGAGGACCGGAGGACCAUCCCUGGGGUGUUUGGCGAAAACCUGCAUCCUCCGUGUUUCCUCGUGGAUCUCAGCUGUCAAUCAAACCUCCCACUGAUAAAAGCGGAGCCAGCUGUGUGACCAGCAUCAGUCCGCCUCACCUCAUCGGACACUCAACUUUCUCUGACUCUCCUUGGAUCCACAGUCACCACGGCCGUGAAAAAGAUGCCGUUCAUCGAACACGUAUCGGACGCGGACCUGGAGCGCGUGGCCCUGGUGCGCGUCGUGCCGUCGCUCCUGACGCACGGCUUCUGCUGCGUGGACGGGCUGCUGGGGGAGCUGACCGGCGGCAUCGUGCUGGAGCAGGUGAAGGACAUGCACUGCUCCGGGAUGCUGCAGGACGGCCGGCUGGCGGGCUCCGUCCCGGGCGUCCACCGGAAGAGCAUCCGCGGGGAUAAAAUCGCGUGGGUGAGCGGCACGGAACGCGGCUGUGAGGCCAUCAGCUUCCUGUUGGACCUGAUCGACCGGCUCGUGUCCGUGUGCGCGAGCCGACUGGGGACCAAGGCGAUCCGGGAGAGGUCAAAGGCCAUGGUGGCUUGUUACCCUGGAAACGGCGCUGGUUACGUCAAACAUGUCGACAACCCGAAUGGUGAUGGACGCUGCAUCACCUGCAUCUACUACCUCAACAAGAACUGGAACCCCACGGAACACGGUGGCAUCCUCCGGAUCUUCCCCGAAGGAAAACCGUAUGUGGCCGACAUCAAACCGCUGUUCGACCGCCUGCUGUUGUUCUGGUCCGACCGCCGCAACCCCCAUGAGGUGCAGCCGUCCUACGCCACCAGAUAUGCCAUCACAGUCUGGUAUUUCGACUCUGAGGAAAGAGCUGAAGCCAAGAGACGCUUCAAGAACCUGACAGCGUCCAAUCAGAGCGGCUCCUCCAGCUGAUCGCCAGGACACGGCGCCCCCUGGUGUUUGAUUUGAGUCCGACCGCUCCUGAAAAAGACUGAAACGAUCAGGAUUGGAUAAAAACCUGACCAACAGACUCGUUUCUGUGGAGACGAAGGAUGACUGGAUCCUGGACCUGGAGCCGAUCUGGACUUUACUGAUCCUGAAGAAACCGGAUCGAGACGAAACAGUCUGAGUUUACAGAAGGACGCGAGAACGUUUCCAUCAGGGACUGAGAUAAAAGUUAUUUAUUGAGAUUUUGUUUGAUGGAAAUGUUAAAGAGAUGGAUGCUCUGACAUUCUGGACCAAUAAUGAUGUGGUUUCAGGUUUUUAUUGUAGUUUAUUUCCUGUAUUGUGUUGAAGAAACAGAAAUAUAUAAAAAAGAGUUUAUAAAGCCUUUAUCAGAUGAACAUAAUCUAUGAAAUGACCUCAGAUUAGCUGAUUUCUGUGCAUUCAUAAAAAAAAAAAAAAAAAAAAAAAAAACUCAUUCUCAUUAGCUGAAUCAUUAUUUAUCCUAUUUUUAUUUGGAUUAUAAUAAAGUCACCUUGAAUUCUACGGAAAAACAACUGAAUAAGGAUGGAAUACAAUAAUAGUCUUAAUAGUUGGAUUUUAAUAUAGUAGUUGAAUUGUAAUAUUUCAAGAAAAACAGGCAAAAUACAAUAAAAAAAAAAUCAAUCUAAAUAUAUCUAAAAUACAGGUAAAAGUAGAUAACAGUCUUAAUAAAAUCAUGCUGUUACAGCAAAAAUGUUAAUAUUAUGGAAAUGAAAUGGUAACUUUUCAAGAAUAAAACUGCAACAUUUCAGGAAUAUUGAAAUAUUUUAAGAAAAAGACAAAACUACAGGAAAAACAGACAAAUAUUUUAUUAUAUUUCAAGUUAUGUCUCAUUGAAGUGAUUUUUCUGAAAAAAAAAAAAAAAAAAAAGAAACAUCUUCAUUAAAGUUUUAUUUUUUUCUGGAAAAAUGACACAAAAUGUUGCUUCAUCACAAAAAGUAUAACUCCACAUCUUUAAAUGACUUUACAUUUAUUUUCUGUUUGAAAAUUGUCAGAGUUGAAUUAUCAUUUAUCCUAUUUGUAUUUGUACUAAAGUGUUAAAGACCGACUGAACUGUGGAUUUAUGACAAAGCCUUUAAAGUUUACUUUAAAAUAACUAAAUGUUGGAUUAUCGUCUGUUCAUGGAGUUCCAUCAGAGACGAUGAAUCAGAAAAUGAACAGAUGUAGUGACUGUAAUUCACUCACAGUUUUAGUUUGUGUGUGAUAUUAGGAGCAAACAAUGAUUUAUUACAAGAAUAUAGUCAUACAUAGCAAAGAAAAAGUCAUAAUGUUUAGAAGAAAGAAGUUUUAAAAAUGGUUUACAGUAUUAUGAAAAAAGUUGUGAUAUUUACAAGAUGAUCAAAACCUUCAUGGAAAAAUAAUAAUACAAGAGAAAACUUGUAUUUUUCAGAAUAAAACUGUAAUAUUUUUUAAAAGAUGGAAUACAACAAUAAAGACUUAAUAAUUUGAGAAUAAAAAUGAUACAAUGUUAUAAGAAUGGAGUUAAAAUACAGUUAAAAUAGAAAAGUCAUUAUAAAAUUAUGCAUUUACGACAAACUGUCAAUAUGAUGGAAAAGUAGUUCUGUCAAGAAUAGAAUUGUAAUAUUUUCACAACAAAAAUUUUUGAUGAAAUAAAGGCGAAACUAUGGGAAAAACAGACGACUGUUUUAUUUUAUUUUAUUCAAGUUGUGUCUUGUGACUUUCUUAGACUUUUAUAAAGAAAAUAAAAUGUUUCCAUGUUUAAAGCUUUUGUUUUUCCUGAAAAAAUAAGACAAAAUGUUUCUUUAUCCUGAUGAAAUGCAGAUCGACUGUAAAACUCUUUUUAAAAAAAUGUCUUUAAAUGACUUUUCAUUUAUUUUUCUGUGCCUGUUGAGCUGAUGUGAAGUUCAGACGUUGACUUUAACUUCUAAUUAAACCAUGAAAAUAAAAUUGA
Sphaeramia orbicularis (orbiculate cardinalfish) is the source of this 2899-nucleotide messenger RNA. RefSeq names its product egl nine homolog 3. The record is from RefSeq and is a predicted model, not a curated record. NCBI's taxonomy places the organism in Eukaryota, Metazoa, Chordata, Actinopteri, Kurtiformes, Apogonidae. Gene Ontology annotation, molecular function: L-ascorbic acid binding; ferrous iron binding; peptidyl-proline 4-dioxygenase activity. The transcript has 5 exons. Gene Ontology annotation, cellular component: nucleus; cytoplasm. The coding region runs from base 217 to 936 and encodes 239 amino acids. Gene Ontology annotation, biological process: peptidyl-proline hydroxylation to 4-hydroxy-L-proline; cellular response to hypoxia.